Aspergillus alliaceus is the source of this 1605-nucleotide messenger RNA. RefSeq names its product pex2/pex10/pex12 family protein. Gene Ontology annotation, biological process: protein import into peroxisome matrix. The transcript is spliced from 3 exons. Bases 53 to 1462 code for a protein of 469 amino acids. Gene Ontology annotation, molecular function: zinc ion binding. Lineage: Eukaryota; Fungi; Ascomycota; Eurotiomycetes; Eurotiales; Aspergillaceae. The record is from RefSeq and is a predicted model, not a curated record. Gene Ontology annotation, cellular component: peroxisomal membrane.
GUUGACUUCCUUUGCGACACGGUUCAUACUGACGAAGCAUCAUGAUUGUACAAUGAGCUCGACAAACUUUGCUGCAGCUCAGGAGCGGGUUCUGGAACGUCGCCGUCUCCGCGAAGCCGAAGCUCGCGCCAGAUUUACGGAACAGCAGCGGGCGUCUCCAGUCAAUCAUCCCGCAUUCCAAAGGCUCCCAUAUCCUUUUAAUAGAAUACCUACUUCGGGUCUCUCUUUAUGGAAUACGAUAAAAGGCCGUGAUGGUAAUAGACCUGCCUUCCGUGUGGGGCAGGUUGAUGCCGAACUUUUGGAUGAGGAAUUACUUGGAUUACUGAAAGGCCAAGUCGGGAAUGCUUUGAAAUAUUUCGGGCCCCAAGCUCGAGAGGAUUGGUCUCAUGAAGUUCAGUUUGCUCUACGUGCAAUCUUGUUUAAGCUCUCGAUAUGGGAUCAUGACGCAUCCUACGGCGCGGCCUUACAGAACCUGAAGUAUGUAGACACUCGUAGCAAGGGACCAAUUCAUUCAGCUCCAACGAGGUGGCAAAAGUCUUUGUAUGGCCUUCUCACAGUUGGAGGUCGCUACGCCUGGGAAAAAUGGGAGGGCUGGUUAAUUAACCAAGAGGGCGGCCAUGAAGAGCCAUCGCGGGAAGUGCGGAUGCUAGCUCGUAUGACGGACCUCGUUACCACGACACACUCGAUCGCAGCUUUUAUUUCCUUCCUUGUAUUCUUAGCCAACGGCCGAUACCGAACGUUAGUUGACCGUAUCCUCCGCAUACGCCUUACUCCUCCUUCUGCACAGGCAAGCCGCGAAGUAUCUUUCGAAUACUUGAAUCGACAACUUGUGUGGCACGCAUUUACCGAAUUCCUUCUUUUUCUCCUGCCACUUGUUGGGAUCAGUAGGUGGCGACGAUGGAUAUCCCGGGCGUGGCGGAAAACAAUUUCUAGCCUCAAAUCUAGCGAUGGGGACUACGAGGAGACUGAGAAGCAAGGAGAGUUAGCUUUCCUUCCUGAAAGAACCUGUGCCAUAUGUUAUAAAGCGAGCAAUCCAGAGUCUGCAACAGAAAGUGAAGUGAUUGCUGCGUCGGCUGCCUCUGGAGGAAUCCUAGGAUCAGCCCAGAUGGACAUCACAAACCCUUACGAGGCAAUGCCUUGUGGCUGCGUAUACUGCUUUGUCUGUCUGGUGCAGAAAGUGGAGGGAGAAGAAGGAGAGGGUUGGGUCUGUCUCCGCUGCGGCGAGAUUAUCAAGAAAUGCAAACCCUGGCACGGUGAUGUUCUUGAAGAGGCUCGCCCCCAAUCAAGCUCAGGGAAAAUUGUUGGCUUUGCUGUAGAUCAUGAUGCUGGCAUCAACGACGAUAAGUUAGAGAAGGGGGCGGAUGACUCGGUUGAGAAAUCCAGCUUACUGCAAGAUUCAAUGUCAGAUGAAGCAGUACAGCACUCCAGCCAGUGGUCUACGAUUGAUCGGGAAGCCGAAUAAUAGGGAUGGUGUGGGUAACACACAUUAGGAUGAGGAGGCAGGAUAACAGAUGCCAAUCAUUCCAUCCUUAUGCAUAAUCUACGUGGCUACUUAUAUUUAUUAUUAGAAGUCAGCUUUCAUCGAAGGUACCCCUCCUUUUCUUA